ACCAAGUCCGUUAACCAGAGCAUCUUCGACUUUGUCCGCGAGAAUGGCAGGACCUACCACCGCUACCAGGCUGGAUCAUACAUGUUCCCCAACGAUUCGUACGAGACUGAAAGGCUAGACCUGCAAUACGAGAUCUUAAAGGUUCUGUUCAAAGGCCGCAAUUUCUAUGCGCCGUUGAAGAACCCAAAGAGGAUACUGGAUAUCGGCACUGGAACGGGCAAGUGGGCUAUAGAAAUGGGUGCCUGUAAGAGUUUACCCCCCACAGCUUUAACGCGCGCUCAGGUCACGGGAACGGAUUUAUCUCCUAUUCAACCGGAAUGGGUUCCGAACAACGUCAAGUUUGUUAUCGACGACGCAAACGAGGAGGAUUGGAUGUUGGAUCCUCUCGACUACAUCCACACCCGCAUUUUGGCCGGCUCUUUCGAGGAUUUCCGGGAGAUCAUCGCCAAGUCGUUCCGCAAUCUAAAGCCAGGAGGGUGGAUGGAAUCGCAAGAGUAUAUGCCCACAGUUUACUGCGAUGAUGGGACCAUGAGUCCCGACUAUGCCUUUGCAGAAUGGACGCAGACCCUCGAUAAAGCCGCCAUGACACUCGGGCGACCGCUCCGUACCGCAAAUAAGCUAAAGCGCUGGUAUGAGCAAGCUGGCUUCGUGGAUGUCCAUGAGGAAGUCUACAAGCUUCCCAUCAACUCGUGGCCAAAGGAUCCCCAAUGGAAGAUGCUGGGUCGCUUCAACGAGACCAAUCUUCUAGAUGGCCUGCAGGCAUUCAGUCUUCAGCCAUUCCAGAAAGGAUUGGGUUGGACAAAGGACGAGAUCGAAGUCUAUCUAGUCCAUGUUAGAAAGGCCCUCUCAGAUCGCAAUGUGCAUGCGUACCAUAAGAUAUAUGUUGUUUGGGGAAGAAAGCCU
This is a messenger RNA of Lindgomyces ingoldianus, 903 nucleotides long. RefSeq names its product S-adenosyl-L-methionine-dependent methyltransferase. Lineage: Eukaryota; Fungi; Ascomycota; Dothideomycetes; Pleosporales; Lindgomycetaceae. The annotation marks the transcript as partial. The record is from RefSeq and is a predicted model, not a curated record. The transcript is spliced from 6 exons. Gene Ontology annotation, molecular function: methyltransferase activity.